Molecule: messenger RNA, 246 nt
Organism: Lathyrus sativus (Indian pea)
Lineage: Eukaryota; Viridiplantae; Streptophyta; Magnoliopsida; Fabales; Fabaceae
Source: the annotation of a GenBank genome assembly
AUGAUUAGCAUUCUCGCCCAGGAACGGUUAUUGGGAGCUUCCCUGGGUGUAAUAUUGACGAGUGUGGUUGUAUUUGAGCAACGCAGAUACAUCUUCGCUUCUAUAUCCGAUUCCACAUCUCACUCUCAGGUUAGAGAACCCAUAUUUGGGAAGAAAUCACGUUCUGAAUUUGCACAUUCAUGGAACAAAACUGUGGAUCAGACAUUUGGACCCUUGAUCAAGUCUCUCAGCUCCCGCGGAUGGUAG